GCAUGGCUGCCCACUGCGCAUGCGCAGAGCCCGGUGUCCGGUGUCAGACUGACAGCAGCUGUUGAGAACGUGCACACGGGGACCGUAGCUGAAGGAAACACACCGAGAAUAACCGAGUGGACCCGGUACUGACCCGGGACAGACCCGAUACUGACCCAGGAUAGACGGACAGAACCUGAUGAUGCUAACAGACCAACAGACCGUCAGCUGUUUUGUCUCGGGUUAAGGGCUAACUGACAGGCAGGCCACGCCGCACGCACUGACCCUUUCCGACCCGGGAUAGAUUCUGGAGCAUCUGACCCGCCUACAGCCGGACCUCUCUCCCGGGGUUGCAGCCCGGUGUCUGGAGGAUAUCAGCUGGCUAACGGAGGCUAAAGCUAGCCGUCACAGAACCUUCAGACCAGUCGGGAUAGUUCGCUCUGAUCCGGCUGGGUUCGUGGACCGGAAGCCAGGAUGUUGAUAGCAGCCGUCGGAGCAGGAAGCGGAAACGCCGCCACCACAGGCAAGAAACACCGCCGCAGAGGAAAGAAAAACCGGAGAGUCCGAACAGAUGAGAACCGGCCUGAUGACCUCUGUGACCUUCAGAAUCUAAACAACAACAGAAGCCCCCCACCAAUAUUACCCACCUAUGCGCCAAACACCCAUAGGAGUCCUCCAGAGUCCACUCAUCUACUCCCCCAGAGUCCUCCAGAGUCCACUCAUCUACUCCCCCAGAGUCCUCCAGAGUCCACCCAUCUACUCCCCCAGAGUCCUCCAGAACCCAUCCAUCUGCCCCCCCAGAGUCCUCCAGAACCCACCCAUCUGCCCCCCCAGAGUCCGCCAGAACCCACCCAUCUGCCCCCCCAGAGUCCUCCAAAACCCACCCAUCGGCCCUCCAGGAGUCACCUAGAGCCCACCCAUCUGCCCCCCCAGAGUCCUCUAGAGACGUCGGCAGGAAGCUCAGCUGCAUGUACACAAGGUGUCCAAGAGUCCACCAAAGCUAUCCAAAAAAACCUGCCCAAUACCAGGUCACCCACUGAAACCCCUCCACUUCCCCCCCAGAGUGUCCACAGAACCCCAACCCAGCCCCUUCUGAACCCCCCCAACAUCAAGACCUCCUUUAAGGAUAUGGCAGAUACCCCUAGAGCCACCCUGAGAGACCCUGUGGUCAGCCAAUCACCUCCCUCCACAUCUCUAGACCCCGACCACAAUCCCAACCAAUCACCGCCCUCCUCAUCUCUAAAACCCUCCCAGAGUUCCUGCAAAUUACAGCCGAACACUAAUAGCCAGAAUUCCUUUGACUUACCUCAAAGAACCUAUCAGAGUCUCACUCGAACUGACAGCCAAUCGGAUCUCUCAAUAUCACCCCCAGCCUUACCGCUCAGUAUUACCAACAAUCACUCCAAACUACCAUCAACCCUACAUCCUGUGAAAGCUCCUCCCACACCUCCAUUAAGCCCCUCCCCCUUUCUGUUGCCCUCAGUGACCUUCACCUCCAGUGCCUCCUCCCACCCUUUCUCCCCCGCCUCCUCGUCCUCCUUCCUUUACUCCCUCGACUCUCUUGCGCCUCCCGUUGGUCUCCUUCCCAUGAUUUCAUCGGCCACCCCUCAGCUGACCACGCCCCCUCCACCAUUUAGUCCACCCCCUCCUGAGUUAACCCCGCCCCCUGUACAGUUGCUGGGCUCUGAUGAUGAAGAGCAGGAAGACCCGUCUGAUUACUGUAAAGGUGGAUACUACCCGGUGAAGAUCGGUGACCUGUUCAACGGGAGGUACCACGUGGUCCGCAAACUGGGCUGGGGACAUUUUUCUACAGUGUGGCUCUGCUGGGACCUUCAGAGGAAGCGUUUUGUGGCGUUGAAGGUGGUGAAGAGCGCUCCUCACUACACAGAGACGGCGCUGGACGAGAUCAAGCUGCUGCGAUGUGUGAGAGACAGUGACCCGUCUGACCCCUUCAGAGAAACCAUCGUCCAGCUGAUCGACGACUUCAAGAUCUCUGGAGUGAAUGGAGUCCAUGUGUGUAUGGUGUUGGAGGUUUUGGGUCAUCAGUUGUUAAAGUGGAUCAUCAAGUCGAACUACAUGGGGCUGCCUCUGGUCUGUGUGAAGAGCAUCAUCAAACAGGUCUUACAGGGUCUGGACUACCUCCACACUAAGUGUAAGAUCAUCCACACUGACAUCAAACCAGAGAACAUCUUAUUGGACGUUGACGAGGUCUACAUCAGACGACUGGCAGCUGAGGCAACUGUCUGGCAGAGAGCUGGAGCCCCGCCCCCUUCUGGGUCAUCAGUUAGCAUGGCUCCCAGGGAUCAUCAGAUGGGUAAGCUGUCUAAAAACAAGAAGAAGAAGUUAAAGAGGAAGGCGAAGCGUCAGCAGAGGCUGCUGGAUGAGAGACUGGUCGACAUACAGAGGUUGGAUGAUGGCGAGGGUGUGCCUCAUCCUGACGACACCGACAGUAACUCAAACACUAAAGGGAGCCCGGAGUCUACCUGUUCCUGGCUGGAGGACAGGUGUAAUGGCCACGCCCCCGGACGGUUCUCCAGCCCUGCAUCCGGCCUAUCGGGGUUCUCCAGCUCUGUGAUGUCGGCAACAUCCGAGUCAGCACUUUCUACCCAAUCAGGAUGCUCAAGUGGACAAGACGUCUUCAGUGCGUCAGACUUCGUCCUCAGUCCGUUGGAUCCUCUGAAUGCUCACAAGCUCAAAGUGAAGAUCGCUGACCUCGGAAACGCCUGCUGGGUGCACAAACACUUCACAGAGGACAUUCAGACUCGUCAGUAUCGAGCUGUGGAGGUUCUGAUUGGAGCAGAGUAUGGAACUCCUGCUGACAUCUGGAGCACUGCCUGCAUGGCGUUCGAGCUGGCGACAGGUGAUUACCUGUUUGAACCUCAUUCAGGAGAAGAUUACACCCGAGAUGAAGAUCACAUCGCUCACAUCAUGGAGCUGCUCGGCCCGAUUCCUCUGCCCUUCGCUCUGUCUGGCAGGUACUCCAGAGAGUAUUUCAACAGGAGAGGUGAGACUGUGUGUGAGCUGCGGCACAUCUCCAGCCUGAAGCCGUGGGGUCUGUUUGAAGUCUUGUUGGAGAAAUACGAGUGGCCGUUGGAUCAGGCGGCUCAAUUCAGUGACUUCCUGAUGACCAUGUUGGAGCUGCAGCCUGACCGCCGAGCGACGGCCGCGCAGUGUUUGCAGCACGCCUGGCUGCACACAUAAACACAGGCAAACACACAAACACACAAUACACAAAAACACACACACUUUGUCCGGGAGCGUUUGGAGUGUUUCACUUUAUAUUCAGAGGGAAACGAACACAACUGUCUGAGCUGAUUCUUACACUGACCUUCUGACCUCUGGCUGAAUCCAAACGUCUGAUUCUGACGAUGCGUUCACUGUCAUCCCGUUAAGCAGAUAUAAAGCUGGGUUUGUUACAUUGAAGGUUCAGAUGUUUAUUAUUAACGCUCCUUUUAAUGUCACCCUGUACCGUUGUAUCAUUGCAGUUUCUUUAUUGAGAAGUGACUCUGAGUUCUGAUCCUGUAAAUGUUAAAGAGCGCUCCUCUUCAGGUGUUGUUUGGAUUCAGCCUGAGCUCUGUUUUCUGUUCUUCACAGUUCAGCUUCUUUCUCAAACUUUUCUCGUCUUGUUUCUUUUUUUCCGACUCUUGUUGAUUUAUUUUCUCGAGUUAAUUUGAACUUCACUUCUCGCUGUUUAUGAAAGUUAUUGGUUACUGAUCAGAGACUCCUGAACGCCUGUGAUGAUGAAAGUCAGCUUUGGAUUGGACGUAAACACUGUAGCUUCCUGUUAGCACCUGAACCUCUCAGUUACUGAUGACAGUAUUUUUCUCCGGAGGGGCGUGGUCCUAGGAUGACCUCUGACCUCCUCACCUGUAUUCAUGUAAUAAAUAGUGCCUUGAAAUAACCUCUGACCCCCCCCCCCCACCGCCUACCCCGCUUCCCUGUAUCGAUGACAUCAGCAGUGACAUCACCAGAGACAAAUUUUUUUUCUACGUGUCUGUCAGUGUGAAAUGUCUUCCGUCAAAAUAAAAAUUUCUGAAUUUUGA
Molecule: messenger RNA, 4022 nt
Organism: Labrus mixtus (cuckoo wrasse)
Lineage: Eukaryota; Metazoa; Chordata; Actinopteri; Labriformes; Labridae
Gene: srpk3
Product: SRSF protein kinase 3
Exons: 17
Coding region: 454-3180 (908 amino acids)
Biological process (GO): protein phosphorylation; spliceosomal complex assembly; regulation of mRNA processing
Molecular function (GO): ATP binding; protein kinase activity
Source: RefSeq, a predicted model, not a curated record